Molecule: messenger RNA, 358 nt
Organism: Malurus melanocephalus (red-backed fairy wren)
Lineage: Eukaryota; Metazoa; Chordata; Aves; Passeriformes; Maluridae
Product: chromobox protein homolog 5-like
Exons: 2
Biological process (GO): negative regulation of transcription by RNA polymerase II; chromatin organization
Cellular component (GO): pericentric heterochromatin
Molecular function (GO): chromatin binding
Source: RefSeq, a predicted model, not a curated record
UCCCCAGAGCGGUGGCUGCGCUAUGGGCAGGAGGAGCCGGCGGGCAGCCGACAGCUCGUCCUCGGGGGAGGAGGAGGAGUAUGUGGUGGAGAAGGUGCUGGACCGGCGCGUGGUGAGGGGCCAGGCCGAGUACCUGCUCAAGUGGAAGGGAUUCUCCGAGGAACACAACACGUGGGAGCCCGAGAAGAACCUGGACUGUCCCGAGCUGAUCUCGCAGUUCCUGCGCAAGGACCGCAGGAUGAGGGACAUGAGGGACAUGAGGGACAGCGAUGGGACACGGCCCCGGGAGCGCCCCGAGGGCGCCAAACGCAAGGGACUGCCCGGCAGCGAGGAUGGGCGUGCCAAGAAAAAGAGAGAG